AUGCUCGGGGACUACGUAUUGUUCCAGCCAGCGGUGUUGUUCGUACACAUAUUGGCCCUUGGGAUGACGGGAAUUAUGAUUCUUCACAUUCGUAGCAAGUAUACAGCUGUGGGUCGCAAAGAAAUUCUUACGUUUUUCUAUCUGUACUCGAUUGUUGAACUCUUGGCUAUUUUUCUUGACACUCAAAUCAUUCCGACUGCGAAUAAUGCAUAUCCCUGGAUUGUGGCUAUAUACACUGGCCUCGUGGCAGCAACCUAUUGUUGUCUACUGAUCAAUGGCUUUAUUGGGUUCCAAUUCGCGGAGGACGGAACUCCCCUUUCCAUCUGGGGGCUUCGUGGUGCUUGCUUUGCCAUGUGGGGGCUCACGUUCUUCAUCAGCAUUUGUACAUUCCAAGGCUUCGCCGGAUUCAGCCCGACUCAACCAAUUGGGCUCUGGGUCUUGCACUUUAUUUGGCCGGCUGUCUGCGUGGUGAUAUAUGUCGUGGCGCAACUCCUUCUUGUAAUGCGUACCUUGCAGGAUCGAUGGCCCCUUGGGGAUAUUGUUUUGGGCACGGCAGCUUUUGUCGUUGCUCAAGUCGUUUUGUUCGGAUUUGGAAACACCAUUUGCACCGCAGUUAAGCAUUACAUAGAUGGCCUAUUCUUUUAUUCAUUAUGCAUCCUUCUGGGAGUAAUGAUGGUGUACAAGUACUGGGAUUCUAUCACGGGCGAUGAUCUCGAAUUCAGCGUGGGCAACAAAGCCGGGAUGUGGGAAAUUAAAGACGAGCCGCCUGCGUUCGGAGUGAACAAGUACGUCGACAAUUCACCAUCGAUGCGGUCGGCACCAUCUCCGAACGGUGGUGCUAGGCAGAGUUUGUUCCCAGACCAAGGAGAUGCAAGGACCCAUUCCUUGAUUGGGGGUGUGAGUGGCCAGAACGCGUAUGUUGGAUCGGGCUAUGUCGGAGGUGGUACUCGUUGA
This is a messenger RNA of Rhizoctonia solani, 954 nucleotides long. RefSeq names its product Chitin synthase III catalytic subunit. Gene Ontology annotation, biological process: protein folding. The record is from RefSeq and is a predicted model, not a curated record. Lineage: Eukaryota; Fungi; Basidiomycota; Agaricomycetes; Cantharellales; Ceratobasidiaceae. Bases 1 to 954 code for a protein of 317 amino acids. The transcript is spliced from 8 exons. Gene Ontology annotation, cellular component: endoplasmic reticulum membrane.